Messenger RNA from Paramecium octaurelia, 826 nucleotides. NCBI's taxonomy places the organism in Eukaryota, Ciliophora, Oligohymenophorea, Peniculida, Parameciidae. The record is from the annotation of a GenBank genome assembly.
GAAUUUGUUUGUAAAAAAUAAAUUAUGUUUGAUAAACCCUAUUUCGUGUUUAAGUACUCUCUUUUAAAAUAUAUAGAAUGCUAAAGUAUUCAUUUAAUAGUGGAACUUAAUUUUAUUAACCAAUUGAAUUUGAAAUAAAAGGUAAGACUUUGACCGAUAUUAUUACUUUAAGUUCAAAGCAAACCAGGGAACAUAAAAUUAAAUAUUUUGGAACAUGUUAACUUAAGAUUCCAAUAGAAUCGAUAUUCAUAUAUUCAUUGCAUGCAUUUACAGGUCCAUUCAAUAUUUUAUAAUAUUUUGCUGUUGCAAUAUGGUUUGCAGAGAAAACAGUACUUCAACCAGUUCUGAUCUUGAUUUUCACAGUUUUAACAGUCUAUUUGAAUUACUUUUUGUAUGUUAGAUCAAGAAGAAGAUUAUAAUAAUUGGCUAAUAUACAUUAAGAAGUGUCAAUUAAAGAAAAUGAUUAAAUUAAACUUAUAAAUGGAGCUGAUCUUGUACCUGGUGAUUUACUCAUUCUUAAAGAUAAUCAAACAUUAAAUUGUGAUUGUGCCAUCAUUUAAGGUGAUGUUAUUGUUAAUGAAGCUACAUUAACUGGUGAAGGCAUUCCUAUUCCUAAAACAGCAUUACCUAAUCAAAACUCUACAUUUGAACUUGAAAAAAUGACUUAACAUUGUUUAUUUGAAGGAACUAAAUUAAUAUAAGUCAACAAUGCCUAAUAAAAUAUUGCCAUUGUACUUAGAACUGGUUUUACAUCUCUUAGAGGUUAAUAUUUUAGAAAUGUACUAUUUCCCGAACCUCCUUCAAUGAGAUUUUAUAUUUAAGCNGA